UAUAACAAAAGAGGAAAAUUUUACUACUGAAAAUAUAAUUUACAAAAGAAGACAAUAAACAAUCUGAGUAUUCAACUCAACAAAUUAAGAAAAUGAAGUAUUAAGCACAGUGCUGAGAGCUGCCCAGCUGGGUAGGCCGUCCUGGUUUAGGAUUUCUACUGGCUGCAGGCUGCAGGAAGCACCCGGGGAGACCCUCCAGCAGCCAUGAAGGCAGUGACCUUUGAGGAUGUGGCUGUGGACUUCACCAUGGAGGAGUGGGCUUUGUUGAAUCCAUCCCAGAAGAAGCUCCACAGGGAUGUGAUGUGGGAGAACUUUAGGAAUGUGGCCUCUAUAGGAAGAAAGUGUGAUGAUCAGCAAAUUGAAGAUGAGUACAGAAAUUACUGGACAAAUCUAAGAAGUGCAGAUGCAGAUAAAUGCUGUCAAGAUAAAUUACGGUGUCAACAUGGAGAAAUGGUUUGUGUGAUUUCUGGUCCAAAUGUGCCCAUGAAAUUGCUUGGUGUAAAACCAGGUGAAAGCCUUGAAUGUGGAAAGCCUCUGAUUGGUCAUUCAUCACCAAUUGUGCCCAUCAUAAAUAACACUGGACUUAAAUCAUAUGAGCUCUGUGGAUUUAAACAGAAGCUGUCUAAAUAUUAUAGACAUGGGAAAGCUUCCACUGACUUUCAGUCCUUUCGAAACAUGAAAAGACAAAUCCUGAAGAAAACCCUUAUAGAUAUAAGCAAUGUGAAAAGUCCUACUCUGAUGGCACUGAAGGAAAUAAUGCUAAAGAGAAAUCCUUUGUAUACAAGCAAGAUAUUAGAGCCUUCAGUACAGCCAACCAUGUUCAAAUCCAGGAAAGAAAUCACAGUAACAUGAAUACCUACAUAUGUAUACAAUGUGGAAAAGCAUUGAAUUCUCACCAUGAUAUCCAGAAACAUGAAAGAGCUCACACUAGAACAAAAUCAUAUGUAAAUAAAAACAGUUGGAAAUUAUUAAAAAAAGAAAAAAAUAAAAUGAAGUAUGCCAGAACUGGGGCUGUAGCUCAGUGGUAGAGUGCAUGCCUUGCAGGGCAGGAACCUGGGUUCCAUCACCAGCACCACACACACAUACACACACACACAUACACACACACACGCAUGCACACACUCAAGGAAGAGGGAGAAGGAGGAGAAGGAGAAAAGGGAGCAGAAGAAGAGGAAAAAAAGGUAAACUAAUAAAGUAGAGAAAUGAAGAAAUAAGACCAGAAAUCAGUAAAAUAUAAAUUCAAUAGAUGAAAUCCAAAAGCUCAUUCUUUAGACCAACAGAACAAAGAAAUAUCUGCUGGACCAAUGGCACAGGAUGGAGUGGAAGUGAAAGAAGCAUAGACAUCAUCAGGAAAAAUUUUAAAAUAAAAAUAUAGAAUUGAGAUAGAAAGAUACAAAAUACUGUGAACAACUUAACCCAAAUACAUUUGAAAACAAAUUUAUCAGAACUGAUAUAAGUGAAAAGUCUGAAUAAUUCUGUGGCUAAUAUCGCAGCCAGAAAGUAGUUACAAAAUAUUACCUCCCCUUAAAAACACAAGAUCUAAAUUUACAAGUUAAUUGUAUCAAACUGACAACAGAUAAUUUUAUAGUCUUUCUUAGAGAACUGAGAGACAAUGAUUCACAACUCAUUUUUAUUAAACUAGUGCAAUCUUGAUGAUGACAAUAAGAGAAAGGAAAACUUCACAUUAAUGCUUCUUAUUAGUAUGGAUGUAAAACUACACCCAAAAGUGUAUGAGGAAGAUAAAAGGUCACCAAAUUGGAUUUAUCUCAGGAUGUACGGCUAGAUACAUGAAAAACAAAGCUAUAGGUUAUGAAACUCUAGUCUUAAUGUUUUUAUUUGUCACCAUUACCCAGGCUCCUUCUCAUCUCCAAAUGAUAUAGUGCAGCUCCCAAAACCUGUUACAACUGCAACUCACUCAGGCUGAGUGAGUGAAGUACCUCUGACCAUUAGGCCUCAAAUCCAACCUCCUCCAAAUACCCUGAAGCUCAGGCUGUCAUAAUUCUUAACCUUGCAUUCAUCAUAGUCAGUAUCUAAAAUGUAAGCUUUCCUUGCCACCUGUUCUCUUUCCCUACUUUCUGCCCACUCCUAACCUGUCCUUGACUGGAAUACUCUAUGGUACCAUCCUUCAUCUCUACAACAGGCUGUCCAUUUUGCACUGUAAAUUCAGCAUACUUUCCUUUAUGUUCAACCUCUCUCCAAGCAUUCCUUUCAUGUUUGGCCAUAAUUGAAACCUGGCUCUUCAAAGCAUAUACACUUUCCCUUUAUAGCUUUUAAGUGUUGAUUGCAUAUUAUUUCAUAAUAUAAAUAUCCUUCUUGGCACUCCACUCUGUCUCACCACAGGUCAUUGUUCUCAUUCACUUCUGUAAAAUUUCUAUUUAUCUUUUAGGCUUAUAUUAUUUGUAUGCGGUAAUUUUUUACUAUGUUUGUAACUAUCAACUAUUGACUUACUAAAUUCUCUCAGUUAUCAAAAGCUUGACUCACAUCUAUCUUUAUGCAUCAAGUCCUAUCAUCAGGCACCUACCCAUAAUCUUUAUUAAUAAGAAUCUAAUCUCCACUUCAUUUAUCCCUGGCAGUGCAUUUAAAAUUAGAUAAAGUGUGCUUCCUGCUCCUGUGCCUUCUCUCUUCCUUUCUCAUUCAGCUUAGAUUUCAUGGUCCAUCAUUAUCUUAAAUUUCCAGGCCCUUCUUUGUGUUCUACU
Messenger RNA from Heterocephalus glaber (naked mole-rat), 2696 nucleotides. NCBI's taxonomy places the organism in Eukaryota, Metazoa, Chordata, Mammalia, Rodentia, Bathyergidae. The record is from RefSeq and is a predicted model, not a curated record.